AUUAUCUAUCUUAUGAACACGUUUAUCGAUGCAUGUUUGUACGGGUUUGUUUCACUGAUUAACAUUUAUUUUAUAAAUAUUUCGCAUUGGAAUAACGUUUCUUGUUCGUCCGAAUUGGGAGAAAGAUAAAAUUUGAAAGAUUUAAAUAAAUGUCAAUGAGUCAAUAAGUGUACAAUUUAAAAGGAUCGAUAAAAGCUAAAGGUCGAUUGAAUUACAUACCUUUAGUACUCAGAAUGAAUAGUUGCAAGUUUUAAAAAUCAAUUUCUUAAACGAUGGCUGGAUUGGAAAAUUACGGAAGGGUAUAUCAAGAGAAAAAUGGUGAUACUUAUUUUUAUAGACACGAGGUAAUCCGUCCGUUGCACGUUAGCAGCGUUAUAUCUGAUGUGGACGAUGAUAGUUUGCCUUAUGAGGGAGAUGCCACUGCAAAAACGUUUAUGAUUGCUGGUUGCGGAGUAGCAACCUUAAUUAUGGAAACCUUGUUAGUUCAUCCUCUAGAUGUUUUAAGGAGGCAAUGUCAAGUAAAUCCUGGAUUAAAAAAGUAUCACAUAAUACCAAUGACUUUGGUACCUGUAGUCGUGGGUCUUCAUCAAACUCAAGGAAUAAAUACUUUAUGGAAAGGAAUUGGAUCUGUGGUACUUGUAAGAGGGAUGUUGUUAGCUAUUGAAAAUUUCAUUUCUAAAGUAACACUGUGGCCAAAGGAAGUAAGAUGCAACAGUUCAUUGAAACUAUUUGGACAACAUAUUCUUCUCAAAUGUAUUUCCAUAGGUUUGAUAACACCAUUUUACUCUGCAUCAUUAGUGGAGACAGUACAAUCUGAAAUUGCAUCAGAGAGUCCUGGAAUAUUGGACGUCUUUCGAAACGGCGCAAUUCGCUUGGUCGAAGUGAACAACAAAGGCAGAUUAAUUCCUAUUUACUCUCUUCUGCCACCAACUGUUUUUUACGUAGUAUCGAAAUAUCUUUUUACUCUAGCUGCACAAGGGAUUACUAGUCGCAUUAUGUAUAUUAAACAGAAACAUUCUCAACAGUUAAGAGGUGCAUACAGCAGAGACUUGACAAUUGCAUCAGACAUAGAGCUGCGGUCGGCGUUAAUUUCUGCGUCUAUUGCGGAAGCAUUGUUUUAUCCUUGGGAAACAGUGAUUCACAGACUUCACCUUCAGGGUACACGUACUAUUAUUGACAAUUUGGAUACAGGACGUAGCGUAACGCCAUUAUUAACAGGAUAUAGCGGAGUAACUGAUUGUUGCAGUACGAUCAUUUCGACUGAAGGCCCUCUUGGUUUAUAUAAAGGAUUCGGUGCUCUCCUUUUGGAGUUUACCGUAAAUUUUGUAAUAGCGCGGGUUAUUAAACGGAUUAUGGAGGAAUUACGAACAGUAUUCGAGCCAAAACCAAAACUGUCAGAACGGCCACCAUGGUAUAAUGCUAUGUAAAAGAGAAAUAAUAAUGAGUUAUCAACGCGUGUUUAAUGGUACACUUUGUGUCUGUAACAAUCUGAUAGAUUACAGUAUAAUUGUAAAA
Molecule: messenger RNA, 1515 nt
Organism: Habropoda laboriosa
Lineage: Eukaryota; Metazoa; Arthropoda; Insecta; Hymenoptera; Apidae
Product: solute carrier family 25 member 46-like
Exons: 6
Coding region: 273-1427 (384 amino acids)
Biological process (GO): mitochondrial membrane fission; mitochondrial fission
Cellular component (GO): mitochondrial outer membrane
Source: RefSeq, a predicted model, not a curated record